AGCCACAUUCCCUGCAGUAAGGUCUGUCUGGGGAUUCAGAGUUUGUUGAUAUAUGAAUCAUUGCUUGUUCUCCAAUCUUCUGGAACCUGCUACGACCAGGAAAGCUCCGUUUUUGCCUGUUGCCCCUGCCCUGGGGAAUAUACAGCAUAGAAUCCACCCUGCCCUGUUUUCUGGGGUGUGAUGGAAGCAGAGGACUGGUCUUGAGAGCAAAGGCGUAACUGCUAACUUCUCUGAUUCCUGUCUCACCCUGUAAAAUGUUUGCUCUUUCCAUCGGAUCACUGAUGAGCAAAUGCUUUGGAAAGGAGAAUGAGCACACCAUGAUCUCAGUGCAAGUGAGUGGAGGGACCAUCCCCUCUGGAGUUUAGAAUCCAAGGAACAAUUAGGAACUCUCUUUGCUGUCCCUAUCCCCAGUCCUCUGACACCUCUGUUUCAGACUUGCCUAGGAGUAAAGACGAGGCAAGAGAAAGAUGGCCACGUCUCAGGUUGUGUCAAGUGCCCAUUGUGCCAUGCCUCAAUAGCAAGGUACCCUGUAGAAUGGUGUGUAGUAGUCUCUGCAGGUGAGGCUGUUGAAUGAUGUGUGGAGUGGCUCUGGAAUCCACUGGUCAAGUAUGUGUAUGUUGGAGAAUUGGUUAGAAACCUCUCUCCGCUUUUUCUAGUGGUGUGGUCUUGGUCAAAGCAUGUUCUGUGUGAGUUGCAAGUGUCACACGUGUAUACUGAGUGACCCAUGUCUGUGACUUCAUGUUCUUUCUGGUAGAAAGCUUUCAUGGAGUGUUCGAGGUCACUUGGACUUGAGCUGCUGCGUUUGAUAGGCUCAGAUUCAGCACACAUGGCAUUGAGUACCCUCACGUUGAAGUUUCUCUGCCAUUUGGCCUCUGCCUGAAAUUGGCACAUCUUCUGUCUCAAGCCAUCAACCUUGUCUUUCAGGAUGGAUAGAUGGUAACUGAGAAGCUCUGUGGGACCCCUUUCAUUUUUGUCUCAUUGACUCCUUCCCCAGGAACCAUUCUGUUCACUAAUGGAUGGAACCACGUCCCUGACAUAGUGGAGCAUCUCUGAUAUCUGUGUCCUUUCCAAGACCUGACAGCCUUACAGUAGACCCUCUUAUCUGGGGCAAAUAAAUUAUGGGCAAGUCCAUGUUUGUGCCCUGCUUUCUGGAUGUUGUUUCAUGUGUGCCUGAAUAGUUUGAGUCUUCAUGUAGAUCUCAGUGUCUCUAGUCAUGUGUGUGACCAGGGCUCAUUUCCAGGUGUGUCAGAUGGUGACAAUGUGGGACUCUCCUCUCUGACAGUUUGUGUCUGUUUCCGAGAGAAGCGCAUAUCUGCGUGGGUCUGUCUGGGACAGCGCAUCUGUGGUUUCUCUUGGAUGGAAGGGCUGUCCAUUUGUAGUCCUGGGGUGGAAUCUGGGGGUGGAAUCUGGGGAGCAGUUACUGGACUGUUUCGGGGUCAGCACUGCCUGCAUCUGUGGUUUUGCCUGCAUCUUUCUAAGUCUCUCUUAUGACACUGUCUUGGGAGUCUGGGGGAGGCUGUGGGCUGCAGUCAGGUAAAUUGGGUCUGCAGUCAUUGAAUAUGUAUAUUGGAGCAUCUUUGUGUUCACCCUGGAUGAACUUGGGGCCUCUCAUUUCAGGGACCAAAGGGUCCACGUGACUACCUAUCUGAAGGUGCUGGUGGUUUGUGCCAAAUUCUGGUGGUAUGCCUGAUGGGACCUUUCUGUGUCCUCGGAUGGCAGUGUGGGCUGGUGAAUCUGUGGCAUGCCUGGCAUAGUGAGAUGGCUUGUCUCUGGGCGUCAUUCUGGGACAUAACUGUGACAGCAUGCCUGCCAAGUGAUGUUGGCAUGUGCGUCUAGGACAGGGUGACAGGCAUGUGUCUGACAGAACUUGGUGAAUAGUCUCUUACAUAGUACAGUAGUUUUCCAUUUCUGUGGGGUGUCUGUUCAGGUCCCCCAGUGGCUGAAUCAUAGUGGGCCCAAACCUAUAUGUUGGUUUUUUUCCCUAUACAUGCAUUCUUUUGAGAGUUUAGUUUGUGAAUUGGGAUACAGUAAAAGAUUAGCAAUAACACUAAAGUACCAUUGUAAAUAGUUUAUUAUAAUAAAGUGUGAGGGGAUAGUUCAGAGGGCUAUAUAGCACAUACUGGAGCCUGUUGCUAUCCCUAGCACUUCAUGAUUUCUUGAGCACCAUUAGCUGUACCCCUCCCCAAAGUUAGAUGAAUGUGUUCUUAUCAGGCAAUGCUCAGGAAUUACUCCUGGCAGUGCUUGGAUGACCACAUAGGAUUCCAGGGAUUAAACCUGGGUUGGCCGUGUGCAAGGCAAGUGCCCUGCCGGCUGUAUUAUCUCUCCAGUCCCAAAAUAAAUAUUUCCUUGUGGGCAGUGUUUGCAGACUGCUGUGGACUGGCUAAAGAGAUAAGGGGGUUAACUGGGAGAGGGGGAACACUGUACUUCUGUACGUGUCUUUAGAAAGCAUGUGUGUCUUCCUAGGAUGCUAGGGUUGGUGUCUCCAUUUUGCCCAGUUUGUGAUUUUUUACCACCUCAGCCUCCGUCCUCGCUCUGAGUCCCUGUCCCUCUGAUCUGGAAGCACACCUCCCAAGUGCCACCACGUCAGCCAUUCCAGAUGCUAGACCUGACUGGGCACACUGCCAGGGGCUCCUAACGACCCCCCCCCCCCGCAGGCCGCACCUCCAGGCGUGGGAACGCUGCCUUAGACCUGAGCUUCCUCUGCUCCUCUUCGGUGGUGGUCAGAAGUGUUACCCCUCCCUGGCAGCUGGACAGGUUCUUCCAGGAUCUGCAGCUUCAGUUUCGGGGCGGAGGCUGCCUAGUCACCAGAAGAGUGCCUGUCCUGGGUAUGGAGCGCUUUUCUGAGACAGGGUCCCCAGUAGCCACCAGCAUGGCUUCUUAGAAACCAGGCUUGGGUUAUCUCCGCGUUGAUCUCGAGUCAGUGGUGGCAAACCAACCUACUAGGAAACAAGGCGGUGCAGUUAAAAAAGUAUAUAUACACGUACACACAUAUACUUAAAAAAAAAAACCUGCGCACCGACCAAAACAAACGUGGUGGUUGCAAAGGGAUUCCCAGAACCAGUUUCCUCUUCGUGCUCACCCCCUUCAUUUGCAUCCAGGCCCCGCCUGAGCAGAAGAUCCGGGCAUGUAUUUGCAAAAAGGGGUACUUGAAACGCUGAGGGUGGUAUGCAAAUACGGGCAAGCUCCCAUUGGCUAGGGUACAGCAGGUGCCGCGUCCGGAUUGAUCAAAGCCAAGUGGGCGGUGCCCUAAUCCGGGACGACUCUCCUGCAGCGCGUGCCCGGGCUCAGUAUCGUUGGGGCUGGCGCACGCGGCAAAUUCUAGCGUGGCUCCGCUGGCGGGCCCGUCCGGACCCCCGAAAUCUUUGCCUUCCACCCUGGCGCCCCCCAGCCCUGGCUCUCCAUCCUCGCUGCCCCGGGCCUCUUGUGGGCUCAGUGGGCUCAAUAUGUGCGGCGCUGCCUCCAUGUUGACCAAAUCGCCGGCUCCACUGCUCCCCGAGACCCCCAUGCCGCCAGGUGAGUGCAGCCCCUCUCCCAUCUUCACGCGGGGUCAGCCCGAGUGGCGGGUGGUGUGGGGGGAGGGGCGCGGGCGGCCGGGCUCAACGCCUGGCUCGGCUGGCCGCCACCCUGACCUCGCCUCCGCCUGCGUAGGAGGCAAGGAUCGCGAAGCGUUCGAGGCCGAGUACCGCCUUGGCCCCGUCCUAGGGAAGGGGGGAUUCGGCACGGUCUUCGCCGGACACCGCGUUUCCGAUCGACUCCAGGUGGCCAUCAAAGUGAUCCCCCGGAACCGUGUGCUGGACUGGUCCCCCUUGCCUGAUUCUGGCACAUGCCCACUGGAAGUGGCCCUGCUGUGGAAAGUGGGUGCUGGCGGUGGACAUCCUGGUGUGAUCCGCCUCCUCGACUGGUUUGAGACAGCUGAGGGCUUCAUGCUGGUCCUUGAGCGCCCUUUGCCAGCCCAGGAUCUCUUUGACUACAUCACAGAGCAGGGUCCACUGGGUGAAAACCGAAGCCGCAGCCUCUUUGCCCAAGUAGUGGCAGCGGUUCGGCACUGCCAUGCCCGUGGUGUUGUCCACCGUGACAUCAAGGAUGAAAACAUCUUGAUGGACCUCCGCCGGGGCUGUGCCAAACUCAUUGAUUUUGGUUCCGGUGCCCUGCUUCAUGAUGAACCAUAUACCGACUUUGAUGGAACACGGGUGUACAGCCCCCCUGAGUGGAUCUCCCGUCACCAGUACCAUGCCCUCCCGGCCACGGUUUGGUCACUGGGCAUCCUCCUCUAUGAUAUGGUAUGUGGGGAUAUCCCGUUCGAGAAGGACCAGGAGAUUCUGGAGGCUGAGCUCCACUUCCCAGCCCAUGUCUCUUCUGACUGCAGUGCCCUAAUUCGCCGAUGCCUGGCCUCCAAACCAUCUGAGCGCCCUUCGCUGGAGGAGAUCCUGAUGGACCCCUGGAUGAAGGCAGCAGUCGAAGACAAAUCCCUCGAUGAUGCCCUCAAAAAAGGGGGUUCUAACCCUCUACCUUGGUCCCUGUUGCCAUAGUCGUGGCCAGGCCCCCCCACCCCUGCCUCCCACCCCCACCCCUCACCCACCCCUGGUUGGAAUAGCCAUCCCAUGGUCGUGCCACAGGGAUAGAUGGACCAACAUCGGUUGACUUGGUUUUACAGGUCUUUACAAAUCCAGUGUUAAUAGGGUCAGAGAUUGGGGGAUAGGGGUCAGAAGGACCUAAGCCAAAUCUGUCCCAACCCCCCUCCCAAUCCUUGCAAGGAGCCUUCCUCCCAGAUCUUGUGGUCUCUUCUUCUGGAGAGGGAAUUUCAGAGCUUUUUCUUUUGCUAGAGAUGUUGAUUUUGUCCACGUUCCUGUCUGUUCUGAGCCCCUACCCCCCUCCCCAACUCCCACCCCGGGAUUCUGUCUCUGUUGAAGUGUAGCUGCUCAAGUUACCCUCCCUGCUACCACCACGGGGAUUCAGUUCUAAUGCUGUUUGGGCAAGGGUGCUUUUUUUCCACUUCCCCAGCGCAAAGGGACUCUUAGCCUAGGAUCGUUCAUUCAGUCAGGCUGCUCACCUACCUCAGCCCAGGGUUGUUUAUUCUGGGGGAGGUAAUGCCCUCUCAUUUUCCCUGGGCUCAUGCUCUCGCUUCCAUUCCCCGCACCCUUUUUGAUGAAGGGACCUUUGUGUGUUAUCCCAAGUGCUCUUAUUCUGAUAAGGUGAUCCCUACUUCCGUGAUUUUAGGGGAAGGAAUGGGAGAUGGACAGCACCAGAGUCCACUAGGAAGGGGUUGAUUGAUGGCUUUUGGUGGGAUGGGGUGAAGGAAAUAAAGUCUUGUUUGUUCUCUCCCACCCCCAUACACACCUUCUUAGAUACUUGUUGCCUCCUUCUGAGCCAGGCUUGUUCAGUUGCUGAAAUGUAAAUACUUAAUGUAUUUGGAGGUGAGGGUAGAGUUCCAACUGCCCUUUUCCAUCUCCUCCCUGCCUGGAUUAUUUAAAAAGCCAUGUGUGGAAACCCACUAUUUAAUAAAUGUCAGAAUCCGAAGUGA
This is a messenger RNA of Sorex araneus (European shrew), 5521 nucleotides long. It is a transcript of the gene PIM2, whose product is annotated as Pim-2 proto-oncogene, serine/threonine kinase. Gene Ontology annotation, cellular component: cytoplasm. The record is from RefSeq and is a predicted model, not a curated record. The coding region runs from base 3444 to 4529 and encodes 361 amino acids. The transcript has 5 exons. Gene Ontology annotation, biological process: protein autophosphorylation; negative regulation of apoptotic process; regulation of mitotic cell cycle. Gene Ontology annotation, molecular function: protein serine/threonine kinase activity; ATP binding. Lineage: Eukaryota; Metazoa; Chordata; Mammalia; Eulipotyphla; Soricidae.